UAUAUAUAAGAAUAUUGCACAAUUCAUAGGAACAUUGCAUCAUAAAAUCAUCUCUCAUUCAAAAGAAAAUGACAAGUGUGAAAUUAAGCUUGGGUUUCCUCUUGCUUGCACUUUUCUUCUCAGAUGUUCAUUGCUGGGGCACUGAUGGUCAUACCGCUGUUUGCAGGAUUGCUCAGUCGCGGUUAAAUGAAGGAGCAAAUGAAGCAGUAAUGAGGUUGUUACCAGAUUACGCGGAAGGGGACUUGGGGAGUGUAUGUUCAUGGGCAGACCAUGUCAAGUUCCAUUAUCAAUGGUCUUCAUCCCUCCAUUACAUUAACGUCCCUGAUUCUCUAUGCACUUUCCAAUAUAACAGGGAUUGCAAGGAUGAAGAUGGCGUCAAGGACAAUUGCGUUGCCGGGGCAAUCAACAAUUACACUACUCAGCUUCUUGCCCACAAGAAUAACAAUCUACUUACUCUAUCUAAUCAAUAUAAUGGCACGGAAGCACUUCUUUUCCUAUCUCAUUUCAUGGGAGACAUUCACCAGCCAUUGCAUGUAAGUCAUGCUUCCGACAAGGGAGGAAAUACCAUAGAUGUGCACUGGUACACAAGAAAGACAAAUCUUCAUCAUGUUUGGGAUGACAGCAUUAUGGAAACAGAAGAACAAAGCUUCUACCAUUCAAAUUUGGGUGACCUUAUUCACGCCAUUCAGCAGAAUAUUACGAAAGAAUGGGCUGAUCAAGUUCCAGAGUGGGAAAAUUGCGCUCAUGACGAACCAACAUGUCCAAACAUAUAUGCAUCAGAAAGCAUAGAGGCAGCUUGCAGUUGGGCAUACAAAGAUGCAGAUGAAGGUUCAACACUAGAAGAUGAUUACUUCAUUUCUCGUUUACCAAUAGUUAAUCUACGAUUAGCACAAGCGGGAGUACGACUUGCUGCCACACUCAAUCGUCUGUUUUUCUAACAAACUUGCCGUUGUUUGCAACAUUGUCACAAAAUUAGAAGGCUGCAAAUCAAACAAUUAUACUUAGAUUUUGUGAUUCUGGCACCCGCAUUGUUGUUCUUGUUUAGACAUUACACAAAUGCUUAUUUAAUUGAUGGUGUGGCGUGUUCACACUUGACAAUAUGAAGAAAGCAUCAUUGCAAA
Messenger RNA from Spinacia oleracea (spinach), 1121 nucleotides. Its product is annotated as endonuclease 2. Gene Ontology annotation, molecular function: nucleic acid binding; endonuclease activity. Gene Ontology annotation, biological process: DNA catabolic process. Bases 69 to 938 code for a protein of 289 amino acids. NCBI's taxonomy places the organism in Eukaryota, Viridiplantae, Streptophyta, Magnoliopsida, Caryophyllales, Amaranthaceae. The transcript has 9 exons. The record is from RefSeq and is a predicted model, not a curated record.